Messenger RNA from Moneuplotes crassus, 1203 nucleotides. NCBI's taxonomy places the organism in Eukaryota, Ciliophora, Spirotrichea, Euplotida, Euplotidae. The record is from the annotation of a GenBank genome assembly.
UAAAAAUUAAGAAACUUAACAGUAUGGAAACCACCACAAUUCAGUUCUCCGACGAUCUUAUUGAAGAGCCAUUUCUCAGGCAUAGAGUUAAGAGCUGAAAGAAAGUCAACAAUUCAAUUCUAUUUGCAGGAGCAAAUAAUUUCACUAGAAAAAGUUCAACUAUAUGAAUCAACCUUUGUCCUGGAGAUGAUGAUACUUGAUCAGUAGAAUCAGAAAUUGAUGAAGCUGAACCGAUGGAAAUUCAUGAAGACAGAGCAAAGGCUUAUGAACAUCAGAAGAACUUUAUCAAAGCUCUUGAAGAAUAUGAAAUCUGAUACAAUUUGGAGCCAACCAUAGAUAACUUGCAGAAGCUUUCAGAGCUUUGUUAUAAGACAAACGAUUAUAAGAACGCAUGAAAAUGGUCUGAAAUGCUUCUUUCACUAACUCUUAAGGAAAAUAAUGAUAAUAUUUUUUCUUUAGAAGAAACCACAACUAGUACUGUUUUGUUAUGAGCGAAGACUAUUCCCUUUGCUCAAUCUCUGGGAAAAGUUCUACAAAACUGUAUAACCUGUUUAAAGACUUACGGUCAAGAAACUUUUGAUGCUUCUUACAUUGACAAAGCUAUUGCUCACACUGAAACAGCAAAAGCUCUAUUGAAGAAAGAAGAUGAUAACAUCUUCGAAAAAGCUACACUAAUAACAGUGGUCUCUCAGCUGCCUAACCUCCAAAAACUCAAACGCCAGAUCCUACUGAAAUCAGAACUUGACAGACUGCAUAGGCUGGCAGAUCAGGUUAACUCCAUUUUUGAAUGCAGACAACAGACUUUAUCGCAAGAGGAAGUCCAGACGAAUUUGCAGUUUUGGAAACAGUUUACAGAUAUUUAUGAAGAUAAAGUUCAACAGUUGAAACAAGAAGAAGAGGGGAUAAUGGGGAACUGAGAUUUUGAAGACCCAAAGUAUUAUGAUUGACCGAUUAAUUAUACUGCAAUGCAAAGACCAACAGUUGCUAGUGAUGGACAUUCGUAUGAGCAUGGUACUCUGAACUUUCUUAUUAGGAAGCAUUCUGCCAUCUCUCCUCUUUCAAGGGAGAGAUUAGAUACGAACGUAAUGUAUCCAAACCGUGCCUUAAGAAGAGGCUUUCUUUCUCAUAGAAAAAGUUUAGGGAGCGAUAGUGGAGGAUACUCUUCAAGGAGAUCUCUCAGAUAACCCAUUUCUAGAUUUUCUU